AUUUGCAUGCAAACAUUAAUUCCUAACCUCCAAUUUAGCCAUUAAUCUCUCAAUGCCAUUUCUCUUCCAAAAACAGUGGAGCUCCUCCCAGAAUCUACACAUCUCACUCAUGAUUCUUCACCCAAAAAUUUUGACCAAAAAAACCCUUUCUUGUUUUUUUUGGUUCUGGAGCUUCUUCUUGUCUCCAUGGCCAUUUGAACCCCAAAAAAAUAAAAAAAAAGUCCUUCAUCCCUUGUAAAAAUUUCAUCUUUUUGGUUCUUGGGUUGUUUCAAUUUUCAUGAAAAAUGUCCUUUAUCCCUUGAAAAAUUUCAUCUUUUUGUGUUUUUGUUUUUUUUGUUUAUAUUUCCUAUUCUAUUGAAAAAUCUCAUCUUUUUGGUUCUUGGGUUGUUUCUAUUUCCAUUUUAUUGAAGAAAAAAAAUCAUCUUUUUGGUUCUUUGUGUUGUUUCAGUUUUCUUGUAAAAUAUCCUUCAUCCCUUGAAAAAUUUCCACUUUUUUGCUUCUUGGGGUUGUUUCUAUUUUUUUAGUUUAUUCAGUUUUAUGUUUUAUUUAGUGGUGGCAUUAAUCUUCUUUAGGAAUUAAUUAAUUUGGAAUAUUAGAUGAAAUGGGUAAAGUUAGGAUAUGGUUACCCAUUUAUUAUUUGUUUAUGAUUCUUGUUUUGGGUUUUUCUCCAUGCGUUUGGUGUGCACCUCCUAGUAAACAAACUCCUCCUGCUAAUGCUAAUGCUAAUCCUACUGCUGUGCCUGUUCUUGCAUCUUUCAUUUAUGGCCAACUUGCAAAUCUUACAAAAGUAUUCCAUAAGGAUAUCACCCAGGUUUUGGGAUUUUGCAUUGAUGAUGUGGAUGCUGAGUUGUUUGAGGCAUUUAAUUUUGCCAAAAACUUGGAAUUCUUAAAUAAUUGCUUUAAAGAGACCAAAGACGUGACACAGAGGCUAUGUAACGCUGCAGAGAUGAAAUUCUACUUUUCAAGUUUUUUGGAGACAAAAUCAAGUCAAAAAGCUAAUAUCUUAAAACCCAAUAGGAAUUGUAACUUGACAUCAUGGGUGCCUGGAUGUGAACCAGGAUGGUCUUGCAGUGUUGGUAAAAAUGAGAAAGUUGACCUUAAGAAUGCAAAAGAUAUGCCUGAUCGUACUCGUGACUAUCAACCUUGUUGUGAGGGUUUUUUCUGCCCUAGAGGCUUGACUUGCAUGAUGCCUUGCCCAUUAGGUGCUUUCUGUCCUCGUGCUACACUCAACAAAACAAAUGGUUUAUGUGAACCAUAUUCAUACCAGUUACCUCCAGGCAAGGUAAAUCACACUUGUGGAGCAGCUGAUCGUUGGGGUAGUGAAACAGACGGUGGGGAGUUAUUCUGCUCACCAGGAUCUUACUGUCCAACUACCACCAAAAAGGUUAUUUGCUCGGAAGGGAAUUACUGUAGGAAGGGCUCUACGGCACCGAGAGAAUGCAUCAAGUUGAGUAAUUGCCACAAACAAUCAGACAAACAAAAGCUGCAUGUAAUUGGUUUUAUACUUAUUGGUGCUUUGAGUUUUAUACUGAUCAUCUUUUAUAAUUGCUCUGAUCAAGUCAUAAAUACUAAGUAUCAAAGAGUCGCCAAGUCCAGGGAGGCUGCAGCAAGACAUGCGCGAGAAACUGCACAAGCAAGAGAAAGGUGGGGAUUAGUAAAAGAUGUUGCUAAAAAACGUGCUUUUGGAUUGCAACAACAGGUAUCUCGCUCAUUCUCAAAGAAAAUGAGCGUGAAGCAAGGAGCAAGAGGAGCUUUCAACCUACCUAAAACUAACGAUGAAGCAUCCAUACCACCUAAAGGUCCUAGCAGCUCAUCCGGAAAAGGAAAGAAAAAAGAACCUAGUGAUCUCACGAAAAUGAUGCAUUCAAUUGAAAAUGAAACAGACAAUAUGGAGGGGUUCCAUAUGCAGAUUGGAGAUAAGAAUAUAAAGAAGCAAGCGAUCAAUGCUAAAAAACUGCACACUAGGAGCCAAAUUUUUAAAUAUGCAUAUGGUCAGCUUGAGAAAGAGAAAGCUAUGGAGCAAAAGACUAAGAAUAUGACAUUCUCGGGAGUUAUCUCAAUGGCAACUGAUGAUAAUACUGAGCUUAAGACUAGGCCUCCCAUUGAGAUUUCUUUCAAAGACCUGACCAUUACUCUAAAAAAGAAGCACAAACAUUUGAUGAGGUCUGUUACUGGAAAACUUAUGCCUGGUCGGAUUUCUGCCGUCAUGGGUCCAUCUGGAGCAGGGAAGACUACUUUUCUUUCUGCAGUGGCUGGCAAGCUAACACAAUGCACAUUAUCUGGGAUGGUUCUCAUAAAUGGAAGGGCAGAAUCUAUCCACUCAUACAAGAGAAUUACAGGUUUUGUUGCCCAAGAUGAUAUAGUCCAUGGAAACCUCACUGUGGAAGAGAACCUUCGAUUUAAUGCAAGAUGCAGACUAGCUGCAGACUUGCCAAAGGCUGAUAAGGUUCUUGUAGUCGAGAGAGUUAUUGAAUCAUUGGGUCUUCAGGCAGUUAGAGAUUCACUGGUUGGGACUGUAGAGAAGCGUGGAAUUUCUGGUGGCCAGAGGAAACGAGUGAACGUGGGGAUGGAAAUGGUCAUGGAACCUUCACUGCUAAUCUUGGAUGAACCUACAUCUGGUUUAGACAGCUCAUCCUCAAACUUACUUCUUAAAGCUCUUAGACGUGAAGCUCUUGAAGGUGUAAACAUUUGCAUGGUUCUUCACCAGCCAAGCUAUACCUUGUACAAGAUGUUCGAUGACUUGGUACUUCUAGCCAAAGGUGGUCUUGUUGCAUAUCACGGCCCUGUGAAAAAAGCAGAAGAAUACUUUGCAAAUCUUGGAAUCGCAGUACCAGAUCGUGUAAAUCCUCCUGACCAUUUCAUUGACGUCCUUGAGGGUAUGGUCAAACCAGGUGGAGGUGUGACCGUGGAACAACUUCCUGUCCGAUGGAUGCUUCAUAAUGGUUACCCUGUACCCCCAGAUAUGAUGCAACUGUGUGAUCAGAUUGCAAUGUCCUCCAAGGGUGUUGCAUCAGCUCCUGACCAAUCUUUUUCUGUUGAUGCAUGGCAUGAGAAGCGAGAUUCUCUGUCUCAUGGCUUGUUAAAAUCCCAUGACUUGUCUAAUAGAAACACUCCAGGCGUAAACCGGCAGUAUAGAUAUUAUCUUGGAAGGGUUGGCAAACAGCGAUUGCGAGAAGCUCAAAUACAAGCAGCAGAUUAUUUAAUCCUCUUGGUUGCUGGAGCAUGCUUAGGAAUCCUAUCCAGCCAGAAGGGUGACACCUUUGGAUACUCCGGCUAUACGUAUAGUAUCAUUGCUGUGUCACUCCUCUGUAAGAUUGCAGCAUUGAGAUCCUUUUCAUUAGACAAGUUAGAAUACUGGAGGGAGAGAGAAAGUGGCAUGAGCAGUCUAGCUUAUUUCCUUUCUAAGGAUACAAUAGACCAUUUCAAUACUGUUAUAAAGCCUUUGGUUUACCUGUCUAUGUUCUAUUUCUUAAAUAGUCCAAGAUCAUCCUUUGGCACCAACUACCUGGUUUUCCUCUGCCUCGUAUACUGUGUGACUGGAAUAGCUUAUGUGUUUGCCAUCUGCUUUGCACCUGGACAGGCACAACUGUGGUGUGUUCUUGUUCCUGUUGUUUUGACUCUCAUUGCAAACCAGGAACCAGACAGUACUGCCGGAAAAGUAGCUAAGUUUUGUUACCCAAGGUGGGCUUUGGAAGCAUUUGUCGUUGCAAGUGCCCAGAGAUAUUCAGGAGUAUGGUUGAUAGCAAGAUGUGGCAAAUUAUUGGAGCUAGGCUUUGAUGUGCAUAGCUGGAAUACUUCUCUAAUUUUACUGAUUCUCACUGGUGUAGUUAGUCGUUUAAUAGCUUAUGUUUGUUUAGUCUGUAUUAAAAAGAAAUAAACUAUUUUUUUCUUCUUCUUAACAUAUAUUGUUGUUUACAUCAAGAUUAAAAAAAAAAAAGAGGCAUAGGUUUAGGGGCUUUUGGCAUAUAAUGUAUAUUGCAACAAGGUUUUUUGACACUGUGCUAAAGUAGCUUGUUCAUUGAUGGAAUGGGAGAAGGGAUGAUUUUUUCGAUAAAUAAAGUGAAAGUCUGAUGGA
Molecule: messenger RNA, 4075 nt
Organism: Solanum pennellii
Lineage: Eukaryota; Viridiplantae; Streptophyta; Magnoliopsida; Solanales; Solanaceae
Product: putative white-brown complex homolog protein 30
Exons: 14
Coding region: 602-3877 (1091 amino acids)
Molecular function (GO): ABC-type transporter activity; ATP hydrolysis activity; ATP binding
Source: RefSeq, a predicted model, not a curated record